Molecule: messenger RNA, 889 nt
Organism: Cynara cardunculus var. scolymus (artichoke)
Lineage: Eukaryota; Viridiplantae; Streptophyta; Magnoliopsida; Asterales; Asteraceae
Product: cytokinin riboside 5'-monophosphate phosphoribohydrolase LOG5-like
Exons: 7
Coding region: 28-684 (218 amino acids)
Biological process (GO): cytokinin biosynthetic process
Cellular component (GO): cytosol; nucleus
Molecular function (GO): hydrolase activity, hydrolyzing N-glycosyl compounds
Source: RefSeq, a predicted model, not a curated record
AACCCACGAAUAUUGGAAACAAUUAAGAUGGAAGGAGUCAUUACAAGAUCAAGAUUCAAAACUGUGUGUGUUUUCUGUGGCAGCAGUGCUGGCAAAAGAGAUUGUUACAGAGAUGCUGCACUUGAUCUAGCCCAAGAACUGGUGAAAAGGAAGCUGGAUCUUGUUUAUGGUGGAGGGAGUGUUGGGUUGAUGGGAUUGGUUUCGCAGGAGGUUCAUCGGGGCGGUGGCCAUGUUUUAGGGAUUAUUCCCAAGACUCUCAUGUGCAAAGAGAUAACUGGAGAAACAGUUGGAGAAGUGAGAGCAGUAUCUAGUAUGCAUCAAAGAAAAGCUGAAAUGGCUCGUCAUUCCGAUUGUUUUAUUGCCUUACCAGGUGGAUAUGGAACAUUGGAGGAAUUAUUAGAGGUUAUAACGUGGGCCCAGCUUGGAAUUCAUGACAAACCUGUGGGUUUGCUGAACGUGGAUGGUUACUAUAACUCGCUGCUUGUCUUCAUCGACAAGGCAGUGGAUGACGGAUUCAUCAUGCCAGCUCAGCGUCACAUCAUCGUUUCUGCCCCGAACGCCAAAGAGCUUGUUCAAAAACUUGAGGAUUACGUGCCGAUGCAUGAUGGAGUGGUGGCCAAGGCAAGAUGGGAGGCGGAACAAGUGGAGCUAAACGCGUCUUUGCACUCGGAGUUAGCCAGAUGAUAAAAUUACGAAUUUGGGCAUUUUAGUUAUGUUUUUUUUUCCUUUUCUAAUUGAAGUUUCUGAGGGUAUUUUGGGAAGAUUAUAAUUGUAAUUAGUGUGCUUCCUGUAAUUCCUUUUUAUAAUUGAAAAAUCCUAGUUUGCAAGACUUUGAAGGGUAAUUCAGUCAUUUUAGUUUGUUUUUGGAUUAAGGAAAUGGAAAAUGUAA